Molecule: messenger RNA, 1602 nt
Organism: Zootermopsis nevadensis
Lineage: Eukaryota; Metazoa; Arthropoda; Insecta; Blattodea; Termopsidae
Gene: Ahcy
Product: adenosylhomocysteinase
Biological process (GO): L-methionine cycle
Cellular component (GO): cytosol
Molecular function (GO): adenosylhomocysteinase activity
Source: RefSeq, a predicted model, not a curated record
CGGAAGGCUUUGUCGAGUUUGCUCCGCCUUUUUUGUGACUGGGAACUAAUCUCAAAGACUAUAUAAAGCAGCUGCAAGCAUGGAGAAGUUCUCUGUUACUACAAAUAUUUGGAAGUGUGAGGUUCUACAAGCGAUAAAUUAUGUCAAAGAAUCCGGUAUACAAAGUUGCGGACAUAAACCUUGCGGAAUGGGGACGUAAGGAGAUAAUGCUUGCUGAGGAAGAAAUGCCAGGCCUAAUGUCCUUGCGGAAGAAGUAUGGGAAAAUCCAGCCUCUUAAGGGAGCGCGAAUUGGAGGUUGUCUGCAUAUGACAGUCCAGACAGCAGUGCUUAUAGAAACACUUCUAGAAUUAGGAGCAGAAGUACAGUGGUCUAGUUGUAAUAUAUUCAGUACGCAAGACCAUGCAGCAGCUGCAAUUGCUAAACGAGGUGUUCCUGUUUAUGCAUGGAAGGGAGAAACAGAUGAAGAGUAUAUCUGGUGCAUUGAACAGACACUGGUGUUCAGUAAUGGACAGCCCCUAAACAUGAUUCUUGAUGAUGGUGGUGAUUUGACAAGUUUGGUCCAUAAAAAGUAUCCUCAGUAUAUAGAAGGGAUCAAAGGUAUAUCAGAGGAGACCACCACAGGAGUGCAUAAUCUGUAUAAGAUGUUUAAAGAGGGCAAACUCAAAGUUCCUGCCAUUAAUGUCAAUGACUCUGUCACCAAGAGCAAGUUUGAUAACCUGUAUGGUUGCCGAGAAUCUCUCAUUGAUGGCAUAAAAAGAGCAACGGAUAUCAUGCUGGCUGGAAAGGUGGCUGUAGUGGCAGGGUAUGGUGAUGUUGGAAAGGGGUGUGCUCAGUCACUGAGAGCAUUUGGGGCCCGAGUUCUCAUCACCGAGAUUGAUCCUGUUGUUGCAUUACAGGCAGCAAUGGAAGGAUAUGAGGUGACGACAAUGGAGGAAGCUUCUAAAGAGGGACAAAUAUUUGUUACUGCUACUGGUUGUUUGGAUAUCAUUACGGGUGACCAUUUUCUCAACAUGCGAAAUGACUCCAUUAUUUGCAACAUAGGUCACUUUGAUUGUGAGAUCAAUAUAGGCUGGCUAGAGAAGAAUGCUGUUGAGAAGCUUAACAUUAAACCUCAGGUCGAUCGGUACAGACUGUCCAAUGGAAAACAUGUAAUCGUGUUGGCUGAGGGCCGACUGGUGAAUCUUGGUUGUGCAAUGGGUCACCCAUCCUUUGUGAUGAGUAAUUCCUUUACAAACCAGGUUCUGGCUCAGAUAGAGCUUUGGACAAAGCCAGAGAAUUAUGAAGUAGGAGUUCACAUGCUGCCCAAAAAGCUGGAUGAAGAGGUGGCAGCACUACACUUGGACCACUUGGGGGUAAAGCUGACCAAACUGACCCAGAAACAAGCAGAUUACCUUGGCAUUCCUCAAGAAGGCCCAUACAAGCCUGAUCAUUAUCGGUACUAGAGGAAUCACAUUGCCUCCACUUUCUACUGAGUUUUAAAAUAUCAUUCCCACCCAAAGAAUGAUUUUAUGUAUGGCCAGGAUACUUCUCUCAUUCAGUUUUACUGUACUUAUAAUUUGCUUUGCAUAAUAUAUUAACUUUUUAUUGAUUGUGCCAGUGAAA